Molecule: messenger RNA, 2130 nt
Organism: Sphenostylis stenocarpa
Lineage: Eukaryota; Viridiplantae; Streptophyta; Magnoliopsida; Fabales; Fabaceae
Source: the annotation of a GenBank genome assembly
AUGGGAAUCUGCUUUUCCGCUACCAAGGUCAGUGGAUCCAACGGCACCACCGCCAACGCCGCCGCCAAUAAAAACCGCAAGCGCUCUGCUAAGCGCAAAUCGAAGACGGCCACGGCCAACCCCCAACGGCACAAGGCAUGUGCGCGGAACGUGCCGUGCGGGAUGCGCACCGAUUUCGGUUACGAAAAAGAUUUCCAAAAGCGAUACACGCUCGGCAAAUUGCUCGGACACGGCCAAUUCGGUUACACCUACGUCGGAAUCCACAAAGCCAAUGGCGAUCACGUCGCCGUUAAGAGGCUCGAGAAGAGUAAGAUGGUUCAGCCUAUAGCCGUUGAGGAUGUUAAGCGAGAGGUCAAAAUAUUGAAAGCGCUCACUGGCCACGAGAACGUGGUUCAGUUCUAUAAUGCUUUUGAGGAUGAUUCUUACGUGUAUAUAGUGAUGGAGUUAUGCGAGGGUGGAGAACUGCUGGAUCGGAUAUUGGCCAAGAAGGACAGCCGUUAUACUGAAAAAGAUGCAGCGGUGGUUGUAAGGCAGAUGCUCAAGGUUGCUGCUGAGUGUCAUUUACAUGGUUUGGUGCACCGGGACAUGAAACCAGAGAAUUUUCUUUUUAAAUCAACCGAAGAAGAUUCACCUUUAAAGGCCACAGAUUUUGGUUUGUCGGAUUUCAUAAAACCUGGAAAGAAGUUUAAUGAUAUUGUUGGCAGUGCUUACUAUGUUGCACCUGAAGUGCUAAAACGAAAGUCAGGCCCACAAUCAGAUGUGUGGAGUAUUGGUGUUAUUACAUAUAUAUUGCUGUGUGGGAGACGCCCAUUUUGGGAUAAGACUGAGGAUGGUAUUUUCAAGGAGGUUUUACGGAAGAAGCCUGAUUUCAGUCGGAAACCAUGGCCAACUAUAAGUAAUGCUGCCAUAGAUUUUGUGGAAAAAUUACUGGUAAAGGAUCCCCAGGCGAGAUUAACUGCUGCUCAAGCUCUAUCUGCACUCCAUGUGCUCUAUUUCUCUUCCAAGGCUUCAAUAUGUUACUCCACCUCUCCAAAGAAUAGGUCUGGCAUUGGGCAAGUUAAUUUGCAAAAGUCAAACUCACAUCCAUGGGUUAGAGAAGGAGGAGAAGCAUUGGAGAUUCCUAUUGAUAUAUCUGUUCUGAACAACAUGCGGCAGUUUGUGAAAUAUAGUCGAUUGAAACAAUUUGCAUUGAGGGCAUUGGCUAGCACAAUUAACGAAGAAGAGUUGGCUGAUCUAAAAGAUCAGUUUGAUGCUAUAGAUGAGGACAAAAAUGGUUCUAUUAGUUUGGAAGAGAUGAGACAGGCUCUUGCAAAAGAUCUUCCUUGGAAGUUGAAAGAAUCACGUGUACUAGAAAUAUUGCAAGCGAUAGACAGCAACACUGAUGGACUUGUGGAUUUCAGUGAGUUUGUAGCUGCCACAUUACAUGUGCGUCAAUUGGAGGAAAACUCUGACAAGUGGCAGCAACGGUCACAGGCUGCUUUUGAGAAAUUUGACUUAGAUAAAAAUGGCUAUAUUACGCCAGAGGAACUUAGAAUGGUUGGCUUGAGAGGCUCCAUUGAUCCUUUGCUCGAGGAAGCCGAUAUUGACAAAGAUGGAAAAAUCAGCCUAUCAGAGUUUCGUAGACUUCUAAGGAAUGCCAGCAUAGGUUCUCAAAAGUUUUCAAGCCCAAAUAUCUCCUCUGUGCUGACAAUCUAUGAAACUCAGGCUGCAUGUGGUAUCCUCAGAGCGGGGAUUAUCUCCACAAUGUCACGAGGACUACAUCAAGAGGUGUUUGGUAGAGUUUAUGUAGACCCUCAUGGACUGGAUUCAGAGUCAAUGGGUCGAGAUGGGCCCUCCAAAGAAGCUUUACAAGUUUGGACGGUGGAUCCUGACUCGUACAGCCUUAAGGAAGAAGACAUGUUUGAAGAAAUUGAAGCAGAAGCUAGCCAAGCUAAAUAUUUCUCAUUUCCAGAGGUAGAUUUCCACGUGGGACUGAAGUUUGGAAGAGAAAGGGAUAUUGGGAAGAUCUUGCUAAGAAAAAAUGCCCAUAUGGAAGAAAUUGCCUUUCGUCUAAUCAUCUGUCUCAUUACCAACCCAACCUUAUUGGCUGAAGUCAAAAUCAAGUCUUAUGAUAUUCAGUUAAAACUAUAG